Molecule: messenger RNA, 1659 nt
Organism: Lactuca sativa (garden lettuce)
Lineage: Eukaryota; Viridiplantae; Streptophyta; Magnoliopsida; Asterales; Asteraceae
Source: RefSeq, a predicted model, not a curated record
AUGGCGGGUGGUGCUACUGAUCCCCCUGGUGGAAGUGAAAAGGAUGAUCAAAUUAAUUUUGAUGAUCCUCUCUACAUUCACCCUUCUGAUAAUGUUGUUACCUCUAUUAUUACAACAAAGUUAACUGAUGAUUCUAAGAAAACUAAAUGGGAUAGGGCUAAUGCUGUUGUGUGUUCUUGGCUGUUAUCUUCUAUUUCUGACUCCAUUUAUCAGAGUCAAGCUUAUUAUGAAGUUGCACAAGACAUUUGGGAAAAUCUUUUUGAAACUUACAAUAAAUCUGAUAGGUCUGUUGUUUUUAACAUUCAUCAGCAGAUUAAUUCUUUUAAACAAAAUGGUAUGUAUUUGUCUGAUUACUUCAAUAAGCUUGAUUCUUUGUGGAAAGAGUUUGAUGGUCUUACCAGUCUAACUAAAUGUACAUGUGAUGCCUCUAUCAAAUUGAAGGAUCACUCUAAUCUCAUGAAACUUAUGCAGUUUUUAUCUGGUCAUGAUGAUUCUUAUAGUCAAGUUAAAAGUCAUAUUUUGUUAAUGGACCCUUUGCCUAAUGUGAAAACUGCUUUUUCCAUUGUGUCAAGAGAAGAGUCUCUUUAUAGAAAUUGUUCUUUGACUUCUCUUCAGUCAUCUCAGUCUGUGACUAAGUCUCAGUUUUCUGCUUUUAAUAGUAGGUUUAAUAGUAGAAACAAUAAUAAGAAUAAGAGUCAAAUAGUUCAAUGUAAGAAUUGUGGUGUGAAAGGUCAUACCAUAGAAAAAUGCUUCAAGUUAAUUGGAUAUCCUAAGGACUUUAAGUCAAGAAGUGAAACAAAUAAUCAAAAUAAUUUUGUUAAAAUUUUUUCUGCAAACUCAACCACUGCUUCUUCUGGAAGUACUGGUACUAAUAAUUUCUCUGACUCUAUUGGGGAUUCUGAGUUUCAUCAACCCACUAAGGAUCAAUAUGUCAAGCUUUUACAACUUAUUGGUGAUAGGCAAGUCAAUGAGGAAGCAUCUGCUAGUGCAAAUAUGGCAGGUACUUGUUUGUUUAAAGCCUUUAAUACUUCUGUUAAUAGUAAAAAAUGGAUAGUUGACUCUGGAGCUAAUCAACAUAUGAUUGCUUCUGAGUCACUGCUCCAUGACACUGUGGAUGUGUCUAAGUUAGAAUUACUUGUCAGUCAUCCUAAUGGUACUUCAGCUAAAAUUGAUAAGAUUGGUAACAUGAAUCUAUCUAGUUCUUUGACUCUAUUUGAUGUUUUUACUGUUCCUGAUUUCAAUGUUAAUUUGUUGUAUGUGCAUAAGGAUUUACAAUCAAAGGUGAUGGUGGGGAAUGGUAGAGAGUCUGGAGAUCUCUAUUACAUAAAUAGUGUACCUUCAGAUAGCACUAGGGUAGAAAGUUUGAGAAGUGACCAUCAGUUGGAUGGUGCUAAUGCAGACCAUAACCUGGAUGAGACUUGUUCCUCUAAUGUCAGUAACCAGACUGGUGAGGUAAAUGUGCCUCCUUCUGGUGAGAUGCUUCCAAACUCUUCUGCUUUGUCUGAGGAAAAUGAGUUACUUAAUUCUGAUCCUUUUGAUAGUUUGUCAACCAGGGUUACUAGAUCAGGUAGAAAUGUUAACAUGCCAGUUAGAUUUAGUGAUUAUGUUGUAGAAGAUAAGCUUAGAAGACCUAUUCAAAAUCUGUCUUUGAACGAAUAA